UGAGCAUCACCAAUUGAGGCAGUUUCCUCAAAAAAGCACACCAAUUCUUCUGAUCCAAAUACAUUUAGUCAGAUUUCCUUUCCAAAAUGAUAAAAAUGAUAGGAUUCAUAAUCUUGAGUCUUUUAGCCUCCUCAAUCCCCUCACAAGCCCAACUUCAAUUGGGUUUUUACUACAAAAGCUGCCCCAAAGCUGAGAAGAUUGUGCAGGAUUUUGUCAACAAACACAUCCACAAUGCCCCCUCUCUAGCAGCAACCCUCAUAAGAAUGCACUUCCAUGACUGCUUCGUUCGGGGUUGUGAUGCAUCCAUACUCCUGAACUCAACUUCGGGUGGGCAAGCGGUAGAAAGGGAGACCGCUCCAAAUUUAUCAGUUAGAGGGUAUGACUUCAUUGACAGAGUAAAGAGUUUACUAGAAGCAGAAUGCCCUGGUAUUGUCUCCUGCGCAGAUACCAUUGCUUUGGUUGCAAGAGAUGCCAUUGUUGCCACAGGAGGUCCAUUCUGGAGAGUUCCAACCGGACGCAGAGAUGGCUUGAUCUCCCUACAGUCAGAAGCUAAUGCCAAGAUCCCAGCUCCAUUCGACAAUUUCACCACUCUUGAAACUCGUUUUGCUAGCAAAGGACUAGAUAUAAAAGACUUGGUCUUACUAUCUGGUGCUCAUACCAUCGGCAUAGCCCAUUGCUCUACAUUUGCAGACCGCAGACUGCUCAGUUUUAGUGGUGUGCUAGGCGUGGUGGAUCCAAGCAUGGACGGUGAAUAUGCGGCAAAUCUGAAGGCAAACAAGUGCAAAACUUUCAAUGAUACUAGGACCAUUGUCGAGAUGGACCCUGGAAGUCGAAAGACAUUUGAUCUAAGCUACUAUUCUCUUUUACUCAAAAGGCGAGGCCUUUUUGAAUCUGACCAAGCUCUAACUACUAAUGCUACUUCGUUGGCUAUUAUCAACCAACUGCUUCAAGGAUCACUUGAAAAUUUCUUCAAGGAAUUUGGGUUAUCCAUGGAGAAAAUGGGGCAGAUCGAGGUUAAGACAGGAACUCAAGGGGAAAUUAGGAAGCAUUGUGCCCGAGCGAAUAGUUAAAACUAAUCACAGAGCAUACUCCCCACUACGUUGUCUUGUAAGUUCUAGAAUCUUCUUGUACUUUUUAUUGCAUGUGUGGUGUGUACCUUUUUCUUUUUCUUUUUCUUUUUCUUUUUUCUCCUUUUUCAGUUCAAUUCAAGUUGAUGUAGGUGGUCUCCAUCGUGCACUUGUUAAAGUCUCCCCAAGUAGGAGAGAGUUUACCCAAUGUUGAAAAUAAUAAUGUGAUAAAAUUGAGUCUUUAGA
This is a messenger RNA of Rubroshorea leprosula, 1313 nucleotides long. The record is from the annotation of a GenBank genome assembly. NCBI's taxonomy places the organism in Eukaryota, Viridiplantae, Streptophyta, Magnoliopsida, Malvales, Dipterocarpaceae.